This is a messenger RNA of Closterium sp. Naga37s-1, 1179 nucleotides long. The record is from the annotation of a GenBank genome assembly. NCBI's taxonomy places the organism in Eukaryota, Viridiplantae, Streptophyta, Zygnematophyceae, Desmidiales, Closteriaceae.
AUGCCAUCAACCCGCUCUCCUCCCUCAAACCCGAUUUCCUCCCCCCCCCUCUUUCCCCGCCCCCCAACCAACCAUCUUUCUCCCUCUUCUUCACACCCCAGGACUAUCAUUGACACGCCCAUCACCGGGUCUCUUCCAGACGCCUUCAGUGCCCUCUCCUCCCUCACAGCACUCACUUACUUCCCCCCCUUGCCCUGCUGCCCUCCUAUCCCUCCCUUCCAUCCCCCCUCUCAUCCCUCCCUCCCAUCCCUCCCUCCCGCCCCUCCCUUCCCUCCUGUCACCCCACUUUUUCGUACUCCCUCCCCUCACCCUAAUCCGCAACACUGCCCAUUGUGGCCUUUUCUUGGCCUUGCCAAGCACCUUACUCCCCCCUUGCCCUGCUGCCCUCCCAUCCCUCCCUCCCAUACCUCCCUCCCAUCCCUCCCUCCCACCCCUCCUUCCCCUCCCCAGCACCAUCCGCAACACCACCCUGGUGGGUCCUCUCCCUUGUGCACUGCAGUCUCUCUCACUUCCCUCUGUGGCCCGCUCCCCUCCUUUUUUCCCCUCGCCCUUCCCAUCUCUCUCUCCCCUCCUCUACCUCCCUUCCUCUUGCCCUACCCAUCUCUCCCUCCCCUCCUCUACCUCCCUUCCUCUUGCCCUUACCAUCUCUCCCUGCCCUCCCCAGCACCAUCCGCAACACCACCCUGGCGGGUCCUCUCCCUUCUGCACUGCAGUCUCUCUCAGCGCUGCAAUAUCUCACUGCAAUACCUCAAGAUAGGCAACUGGCAUCUCAACGGGUCUAUUCCUGGUGAUAUAGGCAACCUGAAGGCGCUCACUUUCCUGGAUAAAGGGGGGUUGGGAGGGGUGGAGGAAAGGGGGGAGGGGUGGAGAGGAGAGGAGAGGGCGGGAGAGGGGUGGGGAGGGGUGGAGAGGGGUGGUGAGCUGCAAGGGGUGGACUUAUACGGACCCUUUCCAGAGUCCACUGCCCAUCACCCAACCACCCGCCCAGCCCAAUACUUUGUACCUACCUGCUCACCUCACCCCCCCUUUCCCACCCUUCUCUCCUUUUUCCCCCCUAAAGGGAGCUGCAAGGGGCGGAUAUGGAUGGGCCCUUCCCAGAGUCCGUCACUCAACCGCCCACCCACUCAUUUGUACCUGCUCGUCCCCCCGUUCCUCUCCGCAUUCCCCGCCCCCCAUUGA